Molecule: messenger RNA, 3852 nt
Organism: Tachysurus vachellii
Lineage: Eukaryota; Metazoa; Chordata; Actinopteri; Siluriformes; Bagridae
Product: stonustoxin subunit beta-like
Exons: 10
Coding region: 120-3317 (1065 amino acids)
Molecular function (GO): protein binding
Source: RefSeq, a predicted model, not a curated record
CUGAGAUUGUGAGAGUGCUGAUGGUUCCUGGGACUUUGAGUGUGGAACGGGAGCUGUGACGAUUUGUUAUUUUUAAAGAUUGAGCUGAUGUUGAAUGUCAAAAGUCAGCAUCCUUGAAGAUGGCUUCUGGACAUAUAAUAGAAACUGCAGCCCUGGGGAGGCCGCUUCAGCUGGGAAUGCUGUACGACUGCAGGAGUGAUUCAAUAGUACCAGGAAUAACACUUUGGGAUCAACAACAGCUGCAGCACAACAAAGAUGUUAGACCGCAACAUAACACAGAGUUCACAGUUGCAACUUCAGACACAAUUGAGGAAAAAUCUAAACAACUGAAAGUUAAUGGAGAACUGAAACUGAGUCUUUUGUGUGGGAAUGUCAGUGUUAGUGGUGCAGCCAGAUAUUUCAAUGAUACUAAAAAGUCAUUUAUACAACAAAGGAUGACGCUGCAUUAUAAGACAAUCACCAGAUUCGAGCAGUUGACUAUGAAACAUCUGGCACAAGGACAAAUCGAUCACCAUGAGCUGUUUGAUCAUGAUAUGGCAACACAUGUGGUUGUAGCAGUUUUGUAUGGAGCAGAUGCCUACUUUGUAUUUGAUCAAGAGAAGAAUUUGUCUGAUGAGACAAAAGAUGUACAGGGAGAUGUAAAAAUCGCUGCUGACAAGCUAAAGUUCCUUUGUUUUGCUGGGGCACAGGUAGAGUUAAACAUGAAUGAACAUGAAAAGGCUGCAGUAAAACAAAUGAAGUGUACAUUUUAUGGUGAUUUCAAGCUGUCCUCAAAUCCAACAACGUUUGAAGAUGCUGUGAAGGUUUAUAAUGAUCUUCCAAAGAUGCUUGGAGAAAAUGGAGAACAUGCAGUUCCAGUUAAAGUUUGGCUUUAUCCUCUGGAUAAACUGGACUCAAGAGCAGCCAAACUUCAAAGAAACAUCUCUACAGAUCUAAUUAGAGCUGUGGAAUCGGUAAUUGAGGAUUUAAAUGUCACAUCAAUGAGAUGUGGUGACCUGAUGGAAGACACAGUGGCAAAAACCUUUGUCACAUUUCACAAUCGAGUUCAGGACUUUCAGAAAUUCUGCACUGAGUAUAAACAAGAUUUCAUGAUCAAACUGCGGUCCAUCCUGCCAGAAAUCCGAGGAGGUAAAAUAGAUAUAAAAGACUUAAGUGAACUUCUAGAAGCCCACGAGAACUCUCCUUUUAGAAGCCGUGAUGUCCAGCAGUGGAUAACAAUGAAAGAAAAAAAAUCUAACCAAAUAAAAUCACUGCUAAAGCAGCUCAAAAAACUUGGAGCAGAAGUGAAUGCUGACAGAGACAAAUAUCUGUUAGACUUGAAUGUAGAGAAUUUGGUUUCUUACACUUUUACCUGUCUUCAGCACCCAGAGCCUCUCCUGACCCAACAAGAGAUCUACCUGAAACCUUCAACAGUAAAAAAACCCAGUGAAAAUACACUCAGUCUAGAUCUUCAGGAAAAACCAUGGACCCUUGAGGAGCUCAUGUGCAUGAAGAAUAAUCUGAAGAUUUUUAAGGAUUUGAUCAAUUUAAAUAAAAGUAAUAAAAACACAAGGUUUAUUGUUGAGAGUGUGCCUCAAACACCAGAUAAACCUGGCUCCUGUGUUCUAAUAUAUGAAAAUGGAGGCAGUGAAGUUACCUGUUUUGUUCCUCCAUCAAAACCAAAACCUCCAACUGUUGAAUAUGUCACAGAUAACAGCAUAAAGCUAAAGAUGAGCUCUUUGUGUGCUGCUACACUGAAGAUGCAACUACUUCACAAAAUGAAACAAGAGAAUAGCUGGAAAUCUCAGACUGUGACUGAUGAGAGUGUUACACUGACAAAUCUUAAUGCAGGCACUGAUUAUGAAAUAAAAUGUGCCGCAGUAGGAAAAAUUGACUACAAGGUUGAAAGUGAUGUAACUGUAACAACUACUACAGGCUCUGUGAUAAAAGGACAUGGAGCUAAAAGUCACCAGGCGCCUGUAUCGCAGAGUCUAACUGGAGCUGGUAGAUCUUUAGAUGCCUCAGGAUUCUCAGAGUUGACCUCAUCCAUUUGGAUGUCGAAAUUCUUCCUCGCACAGAAGACGAUCGGAGCUGGUACAAUUUCUGGAUGCCUCGGGAUGGAUGUAAAGUUUAAGCUGAUUUUAUUUGGAAAAACACUGAAUUCCCACAAGGACUUUAUAACUCGUCUUAAACAACGAGUUGACCUGAAGGAGGUGAAUACAGAGGAUGAGUGUGAUUUUAUUCUGGGUUUCUGCCCAAUUGUGUCACGAGCUGGAACUGACAUUGAUACAGCAAUGAAAUGUCUACACAAUAUUUCAGACACCAAACCUGUAGUCCUGGUGGUGCUCCAUCACACAUAUGAUCCAGAGUGUGUUGUUCCAGACAGCAUCAAAUGUGUAAACAGAAAGAAUAUGAUCGCAGUCGACUGUCUGUUCCAUGAAGAUAAAGGAUUACUGCAGUGUCUGAAGAAUAAUGAAUCACUGGAAAAAACUUUACGAUAUCUGAAGGAAUAUAUAAACUGUAAAAACAUGAAAAGGCAAAAGGAAGGUGAAAGGUCAGGGGAAAGCGAAAAAUUUCAACCUGAAAGAAAUAAACAACUGAACCCAGAACACAUCGACACUGACAAUGUGGAGGACAUGGAGCAAAGAAAUGAGAGUCAGGAAAAAAUAAUGAGACAGAAUUUAAACAGAUUAAAAGAACCUCUGACAGAAAAUACACAAACACUUCAGAAGAAGGACAAGACAUUGGAAGAGAAGGAGAAACAGCUCAAACAGACAAGAGCUGAACUGGACAAAACAAUUAAGGUGUUAGAAGACAGUCAGCAACACGUGGAGGAGAAAAACACACAACUAGAGAAUCUGAACAAACUGCUGAAGGAGAAAGACAGACUUCUGACAGAAGGUCCUAAGAUCCUGGAACCGAAGGGCAAACAAUUAAAACAGGAGAAGAAACAAGAAGAAGAAGAAGAAGAAGCAAACACAGGGAAUGGAAAAUUCCACAAGACAAAAUGUGGAAUUGGAACACCAACAUCAAAAGUCAGCAAGGGAAUAAAAAGAGACUUGAAAAACAAUGACCAUCUCCCCCAAGAAAAAGGCACCAUAUCUAAAGCUACAAAUAGUGAAUUAGAGAAAAAUAGAUCUUCAUAUGAGGAACAUCAGCAGACGGUUCUGGAUUAUACACAGAUACAGGAAUCACAACCAGAAGUGGAGGAAAGAGAGAUUAAAAAUGUGGAGAAGAAUAAAGAAUUAAUUGAGGAAGAAUCAGAUGAGUCGAGGCAUCGAGCUGAAAGAGAAAGAAACUGUUCAAGAUGUACAGAGUUAUUCAAACAAUCUUCAUAAUGCAGAUGCAAUGUUAAUAGACAGUAAAGAAUAACAUAAGGAUGUUACUGAAAACCAACAGUCUGGUGUGGAAGAGUCUAAUCCAACUGAGCCUGAGAGACAGGAAGAGGAAAGUGAUAAACAACAUGAGGAGAAAGACAGACCUCAGUUAGGCAAAACAACCACAGAAGUGUAGGAGACACCGGUGGAGAAGAAAGAGAGUGAAAGACAACGAAACAGGUUAAGAAACUGAAAAAGACAUGGAGCAGGUUUAAGAAAAAUACAUACUAUAAAAAAGUAACUGAUUCAUCCAAACAAAACAAGAUCAUCAGUUUAUUAGUCUUGCUUCCAUUUCUAUGUAACUACAGUACUGUAUGGUUGAUCAUUAAUAUAUGGUUGAUAUUAUACCUGAAGGUAGAUAAAUUAAGCUUAGAUAAAUUUAGAUAAAUAAGAUAUACAGGGUUUCUAUACAGAGAUACAGGGUUUCUAACAUAAGAUAUAUCCAGAGCUAUUUUAAUUUUUAUCCAUAUGUGUUAAUCACUGCAUCAUGAAAAUG